Messenger RNA from Actinia tenebrosa (Australian red waratah sea anemone), 1350 nucleotides. RefSeq lists its product as uncharacterized. The record is from RefSeq and is a predicted model, not a curated record. NCBI's taxonomy places the organism in Eukaryota, Metazoa, Cnidaria, Anthozoa, Actiniaria, Actiniidae. Gene Ontology annotation, molecular function: protein binding.
GUAGCCGCCCUACCGACCUUUCCCUAUCUUCAAAGAUUGGGCUACCUGUGGUACUACGUUUCGUUUCAAGAUGGCGCCAAAAGUAACACAGAUUAAAUUCCUGCCCGUUAUUGGCAAGUAAAAUAGUCAAGAGAACCUGAAUAUUCGAUCUUUUACGAUGGAGAACGACACCCCUCCUAGAACAAAAUCAAAAGUAACCACAGAAAUCUCUGUUUCUCUAAUUGCAAAACGAAACGUGAACACCAAGGAACUAUCUGCAGACAAGAUAGCUGAUAGCAUACUGACCUUGACCCAUGUUCGUUUGGACCGUGAGAACAUCAAGAAUAUUGAUAAUUUGGAUUGUCUUGGGCCUGUAACUAAUCUUUACUUACAAAAUAAUGAAAUCACCAAAAUUGAAAAUCUUGAUCCACUACCCAAGCUUAGGUUCCUUACACUUGCUAACAACAAGAUCAAGAAAAUUGAGAACUUAAAUCAUCUUCACUCCUUAAUGUUUCUGGAUUUAACAGACAAUAAUAUUGAAGAUUUUGAUCCAAAGGAACUUCCUAAAAGCUUGAUUAUUCUAAAUAUGAGUGGGAAUCCAUGUGUGAUGCACAAUGAUUACAGGGUUAAGAUACUACAGUCACUUGAUAAACUUGAACAACUUGAUGGAAGCAACAUCACUAAAGCAGACCGACAACAAGCUGGCUGUCCAGUCAAUGAGAGUGAAACAGAAUCAGAUGAUGAAGAUGAAGAUGAACAAGAAGAAGAAGAUGUAAAUGAGAAUCAGGAGAAUACUGAAACAGGCACGCUAGAUCAACAUUGCAACGAUAUUCUCGUUCGCGCCAAAAUUCGCACCAUGAAAGAAGAUGCCGAUCACGAGAAGAGGUUAGACGAGCUUGAAACCUUACGCACUGAUGUCAUCAAUACAGCUCGUCGUGCAAGGGAAAAAGAAGCGGAAGAGAAGGCUCGCAUGCGGAUAUCAAGUAGUCUUGACAGCCCMGUCAGCUCCACGUAAAUAAAAAUAGACCUCUAGCUUGGGCGUAAUGUUUUCUAAUUUCAGACCACGUGACGGUUUUACUUGACUUUUUUGGACACGUGACAUUCCCUAUAGCGUUAUUUCUUUGUUUAACGGUUACGCAUGAGAAGACCCCAUGAAUAUGGAUACAACGCAAACAAAGAAUCUUAUUCUCAAAAUAAUGACACAUGGUUUAAAAUGGAAAAACGUUACGACCAAGGUAAAGAGCCCUGUCUUUAAGGGUAGUUUUGGCGGGGAAAUGCCGAGUUUGUAUUGUUCAGUCGUCACUACUUUAACGAUUUAAAAAAAAUUAAAUUAAAAAGUACUGUAUUUUAAAAUAAAAUGUUUGAAAUUCG